Molecule: messenger RNA, 263 nt
Organism: Ilex paraguariensis (yerba mate)
Lineage: Eukaryota; Viridiplantae; Streptophyta; Magnoliopsida; Aquifoliales; Aquifoliaceae
Source: the annotation of a GenBank genome assembly
UUAUUAUGAACGAGAUGGAAUAUGAUCCGUUGGAAGAAGAGUUGGAUGAUCAUCUGUUGAAAGAUGAGAAUGUGAAUGAUAAUGACAUAAUUGAUAGCUUUGAAUUUUCUCAUGGUUGGGCUGCAUGGUGUGAGCAACUAGCAACUAUGACUGGUGGUGUAUUAAGGUUGCUUGAUGUUAGUCGGUAAAGAUUGUUGUAUGUUGUUACUGAAUUCCUUUCGCCUACUGUUUUUGUUUUGUUAAGUUUUAUUCCAUGUAAGUAA